Durotheca rogersii is the source of this 2020-nucleotide messenger RNA. Its product is annotated as FunK1 protein kinase. Bases 162 to 1997 code for a protein of 611 amino acids. The record is from RefSeq and is a predicted model, not a curated record. NCBI's taxonomy places the organism in Eukaryota, Fungi, Ascomycota, Sordariomycetes, Xylariales, Xylariaceae. The transcript has 2 exons.
CGACUUUACUAGCCACAAAUUUCGAUUGGGUCUCUAUUCACCAGAGUCCCCUAGUCCCCCGCAUACAGCGACGUUGCCGACACCACAGAUUUCGCCGGUGAUGUGAACAACUCGCUGGUUUUGUGCAAUCCUCCUCGCACGACGCAGUGGCAGCCUUGGUCAUGGAGAAUCACCAUACGGUGUUAAAUCGUCCACCAGCUCCGCUGGUCUCCUCCACCGAUGACCAAGAAAUCCUCGACAACAUAGAUGGCCGCAUGCACGGCCCCAUGAGCGGAUUUAUUCAAAAAUAUUUCGGCGACUUUCAAUACGUCCGCCAAGGUGCUGUCUUGGAAAUCCUGGUGGACGGAAGAAUCGCCGGCCGCUGUGCUGUUCCAUCAGUUGCUCCGUCACCCGACAAUUUCCUACCAUGGUUUUCCUACUAUGUAUCUCGUGAGCUUGACGGCGCUCGGGGCUCAUGGCAUACAAUACCUAGCGGUAAUGUGGCACUCGAGCCCGAGAGUACCGACGAUGGUGCUGGCCUCCUCUUAUCCAUACCCACCUCGCUCGUCUCUAACGUCCAGACGAGAUGGGACCAUGUUCAGGUUAUUGGCCAGUUUUGCCGCCGCGGCCGCGUUCGGUAUCAGGAUGGGCUAUUACGUCUCUGCCGGUCCGCACACCAGGUGUUUUCUAGUCAGCCUACGCGGCUCUUUUUGCAUGGCUUCUACAUACGUGGCUCGCUGGUCGAACUUUGGGUCUUCGACAGAUCCGGCUUAUAUUGUAGCGAAGUAUUCGACAUUCAGAAAGACUUCAUCCAGUUUCUCUCCAUUAUUCUUACCUAUCAGCGGAUGACAGACCAUGACCUAGGCAAAGCCAACAGCAUCGAGACAGAUGAGGAUGGCAGCUAUAUCAUCCUUGACGAUGUUGCCAUGCCCUCUCCUAGAAAGCUCUAUCUCGAAAGUCAGCCGAUUGUAUCUCGUGGGGGACUUGUUGGCGCUGGGACAACUUGCUACCGGGCUAGAACGUCUAAUUCGAAUCCAUGGAACUAUAUAUUGAAGUGGAAAUGGCGAUGGGCCAGGGAGCGUCCGGAAGAUGAGCUUUUAAGGCUAGCCAAGGAAAAACGCGCCUGGGGUGCCGUCUCCCUGGAUUAUUACAAGGAAGUCGAAAGUACAGCAAAUCUGCGUCGAAGUCUCCGGUGGGGGGCGCAAAGAAAAUUCACCCAGCCGCACUCUCAGGAGGAGGAACACGGAAGUAUUGAGGGGCAACGACAGCAAGACGCUUUUAAUACCGACGGGCUUGAUCAAUAUACAGAAGAAACCGAUAACUUCCUUCAAAACCGCAUUCUUGCCUGCAUGGUUACUUCCCCCGUCGGCAGACCCCUUCAUACAUUUCAGUCUCUGAUAGAAUUGCUUCUAGUGUUUCGUGAUGCUAUCAAGUGUCACAGAUCACUCUAUUAUGACGCCAAGAUUCUUCAUCAAGAUAUAUCUCCGGGGAACGUGAUUAUUCUGGAUAGCCAAGACGAAGGGAAGCCGAAGGGAAUCUUGAUAGACCUCGAUUCCGCACUCGAGCUCACCGAAGGGCAGGAGGUGGAGUCUGAUAUUACCGGCACCAGACCAUUUAUGGCGAUUGGCGUUCUCAAGAGUAAACGUCAUACUUAUCGGCACGACCUCGAGUCUUUCCUUUACGUUUUUCUGUGGACAAUCAUCACGAAUCACACGGAGAAUCCUCCAGAGGCGAGCAGGCUCCGACAAUGGAGCGACGGCGACUGGAGCGAACUGGCGCUACGCAAGUCCCUUGACAUGGAUCCGGACGGCUUUCGAGAUAUUUUGCACGAGUUCACUCCCGGAUUCUACUCCCUGAAGCCGCUGGCCGAAAGCCUACACCAAAUUCUAUUUCCCCUAAGAGAUGGGGUAAUUUGGACAGGGACCGACGACUCCCUCGAAGCUGCAGAUAAGCUCUACUAUGGGAUGACCCGCGCGUUCGAAGAGGCCAUUGCUUCUGAGGGUAGAAGACAGACGUAACGGGCAUAAGAAAGUUCGUUUUA